GGUCAUCGUCCAUGGUAUUGGUAUUCACGGGUUUUUUGAUUUGUUUGAAUUCAGCCAUUCCACAAAUUUAACCAUAUAUAUACUGUUGCAAGUCUUCCUUAAUGCUAAAAGACUCCCUCCCUGACGUGUUGUACCUCCAGAUGGACAAUUGUGCACGGGAAAACAAAAACAGAUACCUGUUGGCAUUUAUGUGCUACCUUGUAGAGUGUGGCAUUUUUAGGAAGGUCAAAAUUUCGUUUUUAAUGGUGGGCCACACUCAUGAAGAUGUUGACCAGGUUUUCUCAAGAUUCAGUCACUGGUUAUCGAAGUACGCCACCUUGACCCUCCCGAAGUUGAUGGCUGCCUUCAAGAAGUGUUACACCCCGGCCCCUACCAGUGUGAGGACGUCAUCAAUUUUCAACAUCGCAGAAUGGAGCACCCCUUUCAUUAACUCGAUCAAGAAACCACUCCUGCCCCCAAGUGUUUAAAAUCACGAGAAAUGAUUCUGGUAAAGCCGUCUUUAAAUGGAAGAAAUGGUCAACCGACAAGG
Messenger RNA from Saccostrea cuccullata (small rock oyster), 529 nucleotides. RefSeq lists its product as uncharacterized. The record is from RefSeq and is a predicted model, not a curated record. NCBI's taxonomy places the organism in Eukaryota, Metazoa, Mollusca, Bivalvia, Ostreida, Ostreidae. The transcript is spliced from 3 exons. Bases 102 to 467 code for a protein of 121 amino acids.